This is a messenger RNA of Corticium candelabrum, 802 nucleotides long. RefSeq names its product ubiquitin-associated and SH3 domain-containing protein A-like. The record is from RefSeq and is a predicted model, not a curated record. The transcript is spliced from 3 exons. Bases 60 to 692 code for a protein of 210 amino acids. NCBI's taxonomy places the organism in Eukaryota, Metazoa, Porifera, Homoscleromorpha, Homosclerophorida, Plakinidae.
UCUUGUUUUGUUUCUUGAGUUUGCAAAUCCCCUACAGCAAGAUUCAGACUUUGCUUAGAAUGUCGGCCUGUGCUCAGACAAUCUACAUAGUUAGGCAUGGUGAGCGCCUAGACUUCGUGGAUAGACUUUGGAGAAGAAGCAAUCCAGAACGAUCGUACGACCCACCGUUGACGGAUAAAGGUCUACUACAAGCGAAGGCAGUAGGGCAAGAAAUUAAAAGUAAAACGUUGGAUAUAAAACAUGUAAUUUCGUCUCCAUUUUCUCGCUGUCUACAAACAGCCAUGUGUAUUAGCGAGACACUUGGAAGUCAAUCUGUGGGAAUUAGUAACGGACUGUGUGAGGUGAUGAAUCCUAACUGCUACGUAACACGGCGUGUAAUCCUUCCAACCCCACAGUUGGAAUCAUUAAACGUGACGCUCGACGAUUCGGGCAUCGAUUGUCCUCUGCCACACUUUCCAGAACAAUUUAGAGAUGCAUUUCACAGAUAUGCAUCAGCGUUUGAGGCUGCAGCUGAUAAACAUUGGCCUCACAAUCUGGUGCUCGUAACUCACGGUUAUGGAGUCCAGAGAGCACUCAACUUAGGCUUGUCUACUGUGGCUGCUUUCCAAGUUGAGUACUGUGGCUACGUCGUUUUGGAAAGGGAAAGCAAGAGACCUCAAUGGAAAUUAGGAGAAAGUGUAGGAGCCUCGUAAGAACAAGAAGGCCUUUUGGGUAGUUGAUAUCAAUUAAUUUAGAUUGCUCAUGAGUUAUUGUAUAUGAAUAAUUAGUGAGUUAGGCUGGCGUCAAAUCUAAUAUUCUAAUG